UCAUCCGUCACAAAAAUGGCUGCGCUUAGAGUUUUUAGCCGUAAUAUACCGUAUUUACGACAGCAAUUCUCAGCAUUAUUAGGGAAUACAUCACCCUCAGUGAAAUUUAUUUGUUGUGUCGUAGUAAUAGGCUACAUACUAUCAUUUUCCGAAGAUGUUGUGAACGUCCUCAGUGUCACCCCAGGGUAUUUGUUGCCACCUUCUUUCCAACUUUGGUCCACUUUUACGUUCUGGUUUCUUGAGAUACACUUGUGGGAGGUGUUGAUCGAUAUAGUGACGGUGGGACUAUGUGGGAAGCUGAUAGAGCCGUUAUGGGGCCAAAUGGAGAUGAUGAAGUUCUUUAUGUUGACAAACUUCGGCGUCGCCUUCUUGACGACGUUUUACUACCUGGUGAUCUUCGCGUGCACUGGACAAACGUCUUACCUGUUCGACAUUCACGUGCAUGGUUUGGCGGGUUACUUGGCCGCCGUGAGCGUUGCUGUCAAGCAGAUUAUGCCAGAUCAUCUCCUGAUAAAGACACCAUUAGGGAAACUAACAAACCGGUCCAUGCCCUUGCUGGUAUUGAUAAGUGCUAUCAUUCUUUGGGCCAUUGGAGCUCUGGAGGGCACAUAUCCAUGCAUGUGGGGUAGUGGCGUGGUGCUCUCAUGGAUCUAUUUGAGGUUUUGGCAAAGACACAGCAGUGGAUCGAGGGGCGAUAUGGCUGAUAAUUUCAGUUUUGACAAUUUCUUCCCAACAGUCUUGCAGCCAGUAGUGCGAGGAAUCUUAGGCCCUCCUCAUCGCUGCCUAGUGCGACUAGGCGUGUGCUCGGCACAGCCACGACGGGUGCAUCUCGCGAUCAGCCCUCGCGGCGUCACUAUCUCCAUGCCUGGAGUGGAGCCACAGGACAUGGAGCGAAGACGGCAAAUCGCGCUCAAGGCCUUGAGCGAGAGGUUAUCGAAGACGUCAGAGCAGACGCGACAGAAGAAUUUAUCAACGAAAGUAAACAUGGAAAAUGUGAGAAAGAUGCAACAGACGCAUGUAAUUCCUCAGUUUCCCAGCGAUGCGGCGGAGACUGCACCACCCGCGCCCAUUGCUGAGGCGACGUUGGUGGAUCUUGGGGACCAAGCCCCGCCAAUUACGAAGAACUCAUGAUCCCA
Hyposmocoma kahamanoa is the source of this 1136-nucleotide messenger RNA. RefSeq names its product transmembrane protein 115. Gene Ontology annotation, biological process: retrograde vesicle-mediated transport, Golgi to endoplasmic reticulum. Gene Ontology annotation, cellular component: membrane; Golgi apparatus. The record is from RefSeq and is a predicted model, not a curated record. The coding region runs from base 16 to 1131 and encodes 371 amino acids. The transcript has 4 exons. Lineage: Eukaryota; Metazoa; Arthropoda; Insecta; Lepidoptera; Cosmopterigidae.